Messenger RNA from Pleuronectes platessa (European plaice), 3136 nucleotides. Its product is annotated as chemerin-like receptor 1. The coding region runs from base 125 to 1285 and encodes 386 amino acids. NCBI's taxonomy places the organism in Eukaryota, Metazoa, Chordata, Actinopteri, Pleuronectiformes, Pleuronectidae. Gene Ontology annotation, molecular function: complement receptor activity; G protein-coupled receptor activity. The transcript has 2 exons. Gene Ontology annotation, biological process: inflammatory response; positive regulation of cytosolic calcium ion concentration; phospholipase C-activating G protein-coupled receptor signaling pathway. The record is from RefSeq and is a predicted model, not a curated record. Gene Ontology annotation, cellular component: plasma membrane.
AGUGGCAGUGACAUAUUACAACACACAGGGCAGUUUAUAUUGACCCGUCAGAGUUUGAUCGGGAGACUUCUGCUGCAGAUUCAUCCUCAACAGACCGCAGGGCUUAGAGAAAGGUUCAAAGGCAAUGAUGGAGCUAAUGACUGCUACCCCUUCCUACGCCAUGAACACAUCAGACAUCAAUGGAAGAAACAACUCCUUGGACGAAGAGGACGAAGACUAUGACUACAAGGACGAGCACGCUGAGCUGAGACAGUCCCUCAAAAUUAUGUUUCUCAUUGUUUACUGCCUGGUCUUUGUUCUCGGUGUGUUGGGGAAUGGAGUGGUCAUCUGGGUUACCGGGUUCAAGAUGAAGAAAACGAUUAACACCAUUUGGUUCCUCAAUCUUGCUGUGGCCGACUUCCUCUUGACGGCGUUCCUGCCCCUGAGCGUGACGUACACCGCUCUGGAUUACCACUGGCCUUUUGGCAACUUCAUGUGCAAGGUGAACAGCACUCUGGGCUUUCUGAACAUGUUUGCCAGUGUCUUCUUCCUGGUGGUGAUCAGUGUGGACAGAUGUGUGUCUGUGGUGUGGCCCGUCUGGGCCCAGAACCACAGAAGUGUAUGCAAGGCUUCCUGCGUGAGUCUGGUUGUGUGGAUACUGGCUCUGAUUCUCAGCGCUCCAUACUUCAUCUUCAAGGACACUGUGUCAGACCCUGACAAUGAAGACAUCGUCUACUGCUUCAGUAACUUUUCCCUUUCUGACGACUAUGAAACACCAUCAGUGAAACAGCUGGGAGAUUUUCGAUAUCAGACCAUGACCAUCACCCGCUUCCUCCUGGGAUUCGUCGUCCCCUUCCCCGUCAUCGUCUCCUGCUAUGCCGUCAUCAUCCAUCGUCUCAGGAGGAACCGCACCCUGGCCAGCCAAUCGAGUCGCCCCUUCAAGAUCAUCGCUGCCAUCAUCACCACUUUCUUCCUGUGCUGGGCACCGUUUUACAGCAUGACUGUAAUCCAGCUGGUUUAUUACACAGCGAUCAGUCCAAGUGAAACCUUGGGCCACAUCAUCACUAUCGGUGACCCGAUAGCAACCAGCCUGGCCUUUCUCAACAGCUGCCUGAACCCACUGCUGUAUGUGUUCAUGGGUAAAGAUCUUAAGGGAAAAGCCUGCAUGUCCAUCAUGAACCUGUUGGAGACUGCCUUCCAGGAGGAAGAGACACACUCUUACACCAAGACAAAGUCAACAGGCAGAGAAAAGCAAGCUAGUAAUACCAAAGAAGUGUUCUGCCCUGAAAAGGGGAGAUAUCAAUAAAGAUGCUUGGACACGAUGUUUUCUCUCCGGCUGCUUCAUUGAGAAUGGCACUGUGGUUCGAGAGCUCAUCUUUAUGGCCCCUGCAGGUAUGACUAAUCAAUAACCAAAUGUCACCUCUCAAACAGGCUAUACCAGUAGAUCACAGAUUAAGUCAUCUGGCUGGUAGAAAUCUUUCUGUUUUAACAAAAAGGUUUUUAACUUUGUUAACCCUUUUUGUUUAAAACUUUGACCUUUUUCACAGGACUUUGUUCUUAUAGGUUAAAUAUUUUAACCCUUUGUAAGACUAUAAAUGAAUUCCAUAUGUUUUUAUGAGCCUAUGUUAUUUUAUCGCCAAUUGAAUUUAUAUUAAUAAUCAGCUUCCAAAUAAAAUCAACCUUUCACAGAGGCGGAAUAAUGUUUACAUUCUGCUGGAAAAGCACAUGUUUAUCUUUAACAGAAAAUAGGAUAUUGUCACAUUUCAAAAAUCACCAAGAGGGCAUUGAAAAAUAUGAAUUAAAUAAAAGUAUGGUUAAAAAAUGGAAAACUGCGAGAAAAGGGAACUUAGUUUCUUCGUCUUUCACAUGCACAGCAAAUUCUGAUGCAUCCUGUGGCAAAUUCUGAAAAUAGAGAAUGAUAUUUGUUGCAUCUAGAUAUAUUAACAACACAGUAACAAUAAUAUUUUGAAGAAGAACAUCAACAGUUUUUUUUUCUGUACAAUUUAUUUAUGGUUUAUCUGGAAUAAAAAUCUCCAGUUUAAAAUAGUGCUUUCAACAAACAGGUUUAUAGAAGGUUCAUUUUCCAACUUCCCCCUCAUACUUAACCCCACCCACUGUUGCCAUUGUGUGUGUGUUUGCGUGUGAGUGUGAAUGAGAGAUAUAGUUUUGACUGCUACAUGUUCAUUGCAUGAUUUAAUAAAUAUGUUAUUCAGCUUGAGGACUGAUUCCUGAUAGAUUAACAAAGAAAUAAUGUACGUUACCAUUAGAUUAUCAUGAAUAAAGUAGCACCUGCAUUGUAAACCUGCAUAGAACAGCUUCCUUUGAUCUUCAAAUCAUGCAGUUGUUCUGGGGGAUUUUGGGAUGUCUUUUUUUUGUCUUUUGAUGAUGAUGAUGAUGGCUGUUAUUUUUAUACUUUUUUGUCACCACCAUUAUUUCCAUUAUCACAAUACACCUUUUCUCACCUUUUAAUAUCACAUUACACUGGGAAAAUAGGUUUUACUAUAUAAGGCUGCAAAUCGCUUAUUAUAAGUUGCUUUUAUCAUGAUAUUGUAAGGGAAAUGUUACAUGUGACCAUAAUAUAAUCAUGUUUAUGUAUACUUUGAUUGAUCAUGAUUGAAUCUCUAACAAAUGUAACUUUUGUGUUGCUAUUUCCUGUUGAACUGAAUGAGUGUUGGCAUGAAUUCUCCAGUCACAGUAAUCUAAUUAGUCUGGAUGUACAGAACUACUUUGAUGUCUAGAAAGAUGAGCAUAUGCAUCCCUGAGAAGUCAGGGUGUUGCUCGACCAACUGAUGUUAUGUGACUUUCUCACCCACAAAUUCAUCUAACAAAGACUUUACAGCACGGGGGAUUUAUGGUGGUUGUAAACAUUAAGACAGAUGUUACACUCCAGGGGUCUGAGAUAGAGCAGGGGACAGGAUAUCCGUUACCUAUUUCCUUUAUAUCAAAGAGGCUGAUCGAUAAGUUUGUUCCUCUCUAGGAGGAGGUUGAAGAUGUUUGAAGUGCUGCCUUUCUUGAAUGUCAUUAACUGUUUAACAACCCCCACCCGAAUGGCCGGGUUAGCCAAAUGUAUAAAUACCAACCACUGUCUUCUGUCUGGGUGCAUAUUACAAACUCAACUCUGUGGUAUGCAUCAUGCUCUGAGCAUUAAAGUGUGACA